AUGCCCAUUAUCCUAUCGGCGAGCCUUCAAGGCGUCUCGUCGAGCGAGCGCUGGCCUGUGUACAACAUGCCAGGAAACGACCCGCCCUACUGUCGCUUCGUCACCAAGUGGGCAGCCAAGAUCAACUACGUCGACAUGAUGGCCAAGCAACUCCAACCCGAUCGUGCGAUGUACUGCAACAUGCUGCGCGCUUGCACGAACGUCCGCCACGCAAGACUCACGUACGCCGCCGACGUUGUAGCUGCCAUGACGACGCCGGUCCACCGCGUGACAUAUAACGUACCCGACUACCCGCUCGACGCUGCGGAGCACAUCGAGCGCUGGCUCGCAUCAGGUCACGCACAGCGCUUGAUGCUUUCGAGUUUCCAUCGCGUCGAUGCUGGCCUCGCGCAUGUGCUUGCAUCGUCAACGGUCUCGCACCUCGACUUGAACUGCUCGCCCGGCGUCGCAAACGGUGUGGCGUUCACGCAUCUCAGAGAAGCGACCUUCAAGUUGAGUUCGGCGCCAAUCGAGUUUUGCCAGCUCGGGCCACUGCUCAAUUUGUCCAAGCUCCAGAAGCUGGAACUCGCGAACCUCGUCAACGUCGAUGGCGCCUACCUUGUGAGCAAGCUACCCGACUUGGUCGCUCUGGAAAGUCUAUCUCUCUCCAACGUCGACCUCUCGACGGCGCAAUCACCUGCUAUGGGCACAACGACCCCAACAAGCUUCCGCGCGAUGGUCGACUGGGCGCUAAGCUCGCCCCAGCUCGAAUCGCUCACGUGGUGCGACGUCGAUUCCAUCACGAAGCACAUCGCCGACGCUGCGGAUACGCUGCAACGCUGCAUUGCGGUUGGUGUGGGUCGUAUUGACCUUCGGAGCUGCUCUCUCGACGACGAUAGCGCCAAAGCGCUGGCUGCCGUUCUCGCCGGUUGUCACGCCCGAGAGCGCUUUGAGCUCGACCUCUCCUGGAACGAAUUCUCAACCAUCGGCGUCGGCUACCUCGCCUCGGCGCUCACGUCGUGCACCAACGUCCGCAUCCUCCUGCCCAACGCCUUAUCCGACCUAUUUCACAAGCCGACUUGA
Saprolegnia diclina VS20 is the source of this 1062-nucleotide messenger RNA. RefSeq lists its product as hypothetical. Lineage: Eukaryota; Oomycota; Saprolegniomycetes; Saprolegniales; Saprolegniaceae. Bases 1 to 1062 code for a protein of 353 amino acids. The transcript is spliced from 3 exons. The record is from RefSeq and is a predicted model, not a curated record.